Aspergillus pseudonomiae is the source of this 658-nucleotide messenger RNA. RefSeq lists its product as uncharacterized. The transcript has a single exon. The coding region runs from base 86 to 505 and encodes 139 amino acids. The record is from RefSeq and is a predicted model, not a curated record. Lineage: Eukaryota; Fungi; Ascomycota; Eurotiomycetes; Eurotiales; Aspergillaceae.
AGGUUACAUAGCAGGGGUUUCGGGGCAAUGCAGUAGCCAUCAGUGAUGCUAUACCAAAGGUGUAAAUCCAUUAGCAGCUGCAGUGAUGGAUGCUAACGAGCAAUUUCCGACCUCUGAACCCUUACAUGCGAAUCGCAUCCCUAUCGCGCAGCUUUCCCCAACGCUUGAGCGCUUCCCCAAGAGCUCGAUCCAUGCAUCCGUUACUCUUUUGUGGCCCUAUUCAUCAUCGACAAAAUCCCUCAGCCUCUUGUUAGCAGAGCCCGACUUUCGCUUGCGUCACUCAAAUGGACAAGUAAAGACAGUUUUCCACGGGCAUAUCGCAGAAAGUGUGGCUAAAUCUCAAAUUGGAAUCGGCGAUAUAGUUUAUUUAAGUCUGAAUGGAGCGAGAUUGUCGGAUAAUGUGACAGCACCUGGAACCCCUGGCAAAAGCGUGGCAUGGGAUAUACAUUUCGAUGAUCGUGUGUUUCUCGAGGUACUGCGAGUGGAAGUCCUCAAGAAAAUGUGAGGAUCUCACUGACAAAGCGUACAGAUUUGGCGCUCAUCGAAUCAUUUGUCAACUGUGAAAGUCGACCCUCCUACCCCCUCACCAAACAAUGAUACUACAAAUGCGCCACCGGCUACCCCCAUUUCCAAGGGCUACGAUCGCUCUGAUCAAAAC